Molecule: messenger RNA, 8219 nt
Organism: Lampris incognitus (smalleye Pacific opah)
Lineage: Eukaryota; Metazoa; Chordata; Actinopteri; Lampriformes; Lampridae
Gene: znf462
Product: zinc finger protein 462
Exons: 13
Coding region: 124-7692 (2522 amino acids)
Biological process (GO): regulation of gene expression
Cellular component (GO): nucleus
Source: RefSeq, a predicted model, not a curated record
GGCGAUCAUCCAUUAGACCGACCGGGCGCACGCAUGAAAUACGAGGACAACUUUUUGGGAGAUCGCUCGAGGAGAAGAUUGGGCUCGUUUCUCUGAUUUUCCAGGGCUGCAUCCCCCUCCUUAAUGAUGGAGGUGUUGCAGUGUGAUGGUUGUGACUUCCGUGCUGAGUCAUACGAUGACUUGAAGACUCACAUUCAGGAGGUACACACAGUAUUCCUGCAGCCUGCAGAUGCAGAUGAGCCUGAAUCUAUGAACGAUGAGGAUGAGGAAGAAGAAGAAAAGGAAGAACAUGAUGACAAAGAUCGCACACCUUCUAAAGCUGGAAUGAGCCCUAACUCUACAGACAGUUCCAACCAAACAUUACAAAAACAGACUGCUGAAUCCCUCCUCCCAUUUUACCAGUGCAAGUUCUGUGUCCGUUACUUCAGAUCUAAGUCCUUCUUGAAGAACCACACGAAAAAGGUGCAUAAUGUUGGAGAGGAAGAUUCAGAUGCCAGCAACUCCUCCCAGACACCUAAAAAUCCCAGCUACGCCAUGAUAAUGCACAAUGACUUAUCAAAAGUCUAUUCCUGCCAGUAUUGCACAUACAAAUCUCCACGCAAAGCAAGGAUAAGAAAACACCAAAUAAUGUAUCAUAACAAAGUUCAUUCAGAAGCCACUGAGGAUAUUUCAGAAUAUGCUGAGGCUGGAGAUGAAUCUGAGUGUGCUAGUGGAUAUUUCAAGGGAACAUUUGCCUGUGAAUGGUGUGACUAUCAGACUGACCAGAAGGAUGGCUGGACAAAUCAUGUGGUGAAGGAGCACAGUGAUAAAGUGAAGAUAGUUUCCAAUGUUGACGACCUGGAAAAAGAGGCAAGUGCAAGCCCUUCCAGACCAAACUCACCUUCCUCUUCCAGAAGCCCACCUAUGUCAAAAGUGAAUUUUUGUGAUGUGAGUGAACAGGAAGGGUCCAUAAGUGAAACGCCAGAAGAGACUUCAGAGAAGUCAGCUACUAGGGUCUCCUCCAUGAAAUAUCCACAGAUCGAUGCAGUAAAAUCGAAUAGUAAAGAUAGUACCAUCUUUUCCAAGACAGUUGCUGUGUCUGAUGUCAUUGAAAUGGAUUCUAGCCUACACAAUGAAGAAGACUCCAGGAGCAGUUUGGAAGAUAAUGAGGAGGAGUUAGGUGACACGGAUGAUCCCAGCUACACUGGGACCCUGUCAGCAGAUGCAAAGCAACUUUUGACUGAAGAGGAUAACAAAUUGCUGGAGACUAAAGGGAUACCAUUCAGAAAAUACAUGAACCGGUUCCAGUGCCCAUUCUGUUCCUUUCUUACCAUGCACCGGAGGAGCAUUUCCCGCCACAUUGAAAACAUUCACCUUUCUGGUAAAACAACAGUCUAUAAAUGUGAUGAAUGCCCAUUCAUUUGUACCAGCCGCCUCAAACUAGGUACACACAAGAAGAGUCAUAAUUCCUCAGAAUUGGAGACAAUGGACCUAACCAGUGAUAGUCCAGAACCACAGGACGAUAGUGUUGUAGAGCCAGUCAAUGGUGGUAAUGUAGGUUCCAAAGUUAAUGGGAAAAAGUCAACCAGCUCAGUGAACGACCAGCAAAAUCCUCACCGCUGCACACUAUGCAGCUUCUCUACCGCAACACUGAAAGGCCUGAGGGUUCACCAGCAGCAUAAGCACUCUUAUUGUGAUGAUCUACAGGCUGGUGUUUUUAAAGUCCCAUUGGCUGAACAUCUAGACUCUGAGGGUGACAGUUCUCCAAUAUUUUUACAAAAAACCCAGACCUCCAUUCUAGGACUCACCACCAGAAAGCCCUUGGUAAAAGGGAAAAGAGCCAGGAAGUCAAUUAAUGACAUGCCUUUGGAUUUGUCUUCAGUUAAGAAGAGAACUAGAAUUGAUGAAAUUGCCAGCAACCUUCAGAGUAAGAUAAGCCAAAGCCAACAGGACAUGAUAAUAAAUCUGGAUGACGUUGAUGAUGAAGAAACUGAAAAUCAUGCCAAUACUGAAAAAGAGAGUAAUAACCACGACAUUAAAAAUGCAGUCUUCACUUACAAUACACUUCACAUAAGAGAGUCAACAAUGUCUCAUGAGGGAAGCAGAGUAGGGAAACGGAAAAGUAACCCUAAGUCAAAAUCUAGGGUCAUUCCCAUCUCAUUGACUCUGUCAGAUGAUAGCGAAAACAUUUCUGCCGACAUCAGUGAGCUCCAAGACCAGAGCAACCUGGACAGUAGAGACAAUUACCAGGAAAAUACAGAAUAUUCAGAGGAGCCUGGGACAGCACUUUUCUAUUGCAAACACUGUGAUUACCACAACAAGUCAGCCCGCAGUGUCAGCACUCAUUAUCAGAGAAUGCACCCCUAUAUCAAGUUCAGCUUUAAAUACAUCCUGGACCCUGAAGACCAGAGUGCUGUCUUCCGCUGCCUUGAGUGUUACAUUGAAUACACAAAUUACAACGAUUUACACCAACACUAUAUGGAUCAUCACCCUGAAGCAAGCAAUGUACUCAACUUUAACCAGCCAAAUCUUGUCUACAUGUGCCGCUUCUGUUCAUACACAAGUCCGAAUGUCAGGAGCCUGAUGCCUCAUUACCAAAGAAUGCAUCCUACAGUAAAGAUCAACAAUGCCAUGAUAUUCUCCAGUUAUGUGGUGGAGCAACCCCACAAGAGCAGUGAAUCUCAAACACUGCGAGAAAUAUUGAAUUCUGGCCCCAAGAAUUUCAAUUCCAUCACAUCUUCCUCCACCCCCAGGUCCUCCUCCAGCCCAGUCCUAAAAAUUGUCUCCAAGACACCCGAAGCCAGUGCUGAUACAGAGGUUCGGAAAGAAGCUAUGGGUAGUAAUGUUGUGGUAUAUGACUGUGAUGUCUGUUCAUUUACUAGCCCUAACAUGCACUCUGUUUUGGUCCACUACCAGAAGAAACAUCCAGAGCAAAAAGCAUCAUAUUUCCGUAUACAGAAAACAAUGAAGGUAAUCUCAGUUGAUAGACCACAGUCUGCUGCCAACUCUUCAUUUAACCUCAGCAUAGCCACACCCCCAAAGUCAUCAGGUACCACAAUGUUUGGAUCUGAUGAAGAAAUCUACUAUUGUAAACACUGUGUGUACAGCAAUAGAUCUGUUGUGGGAGUGCUAGUCCAUUAUCAAAAGAGACACCCAGAGGUAAAGGUGACAGCAAAAUAUAUCAAACAUGGUGCUCCCACCCCUGGAUUAAUGAAAUUAAUGGAUGAAUUGCAAAUUGCAGCUCCUAAACAGUUUUUGAAGCAAUUUCACAAUAAUGGAUUUGAUGGUUCUAGUAACUCAAGUCCUAAACCUGGAAGUGGAGAUAAGGGUGAGGCUGAGAUGCUGUUUUUUUGCCAACACUGUGAUUAUGGCAACCGUACUGUAAAAGGAGUGCUUAUUCACUACCAGAAAAAACAUAGGGACACAAAGGCUAAUGCUGACCUUGUACGCCGUCACACUGCAGUUGUACGGAGUCAGCGUGAGCGUGCUCAAAUGGGUCAAUCUGGCAAUCUUUCAUCUGCUGUCACACCAGCCCCUGCAGACUCUGAGAACUCAACAACUCUUCGGUCACUUAAAUGCAGACAAUGUUCUUACACAUCUCCUUAUGUCUAUGCUCUAAAGAAACAUCUAAAGAAGGAGCACCCUACUGUGAAGGCUACAGCCAUGACCAUAUUACACUGGGCCUAUCAAGAUGGUAUCCUUGAGGCUGGAUACCACUGUGAGUGGUGCAUUUACUCCCAUGCUGAACCCCAAGGCCUGUUGCUGCAUUACCAAAGACGCCAUCCUGAGCACAAUGUAGACUACACAUACAUGGCAAGCAAGCUAUGGGCUGGACCAGAGACGACACAGCAAGGGGGAAACUUUGACACCAAGCACUACCAAUGCAGAGACUGUGCCUUCGAGGCUUGUACAAUAUGGGAUAUCACCAGUCACUACCAAGCUGUUCACCCCUGGGCCAUCAAAGGAGAUGAAUCUGUACUUCUGGAUAUCAUCAAAGGAAAUAAGUUGCCAGAAAAGGUCCAGUCAAUGGCCAAAGAAAAUUCAACUUUUAAUUGCAAAUCUGAAGAUGAUGGUUCAUUGGUCAUUACCACCCCACCUCAAGAAAGCAACCCCCACCUUACCCAUCCACGACUCUCUAUCUCUAACAGCCCUUAUCAGUGUACUGUUUGUCUGUCAGAAUACAACAGUCUCCAUGGUCUCCUUACUCAUUAUGGUAAGAAGCACCCAGGCAUGAAGGUAAAAGCUGCAGAUUUUGCACAGGAGGCUGAUAUCAACCCUAGCUCUGUUUAUAAGUGUCGUCACUGCCCAUAUGUGAACUCUCGAAUCCAUGGUGUCCUAACUCAUUAUCAGAAACGCCAUCCUCUUGUUAAAGUCACUGCUGAAGACUUUGCAGAUGAUAUAGAGCACAUUUCGGAUGUAAAUGAUGGAGAUGACAAGUGCAAAACUCAAAGGCAGGGGUAUGGUGCAUACAGAUGUAAAAUGUGCCCAUACACUCAUGGAACACUGGAGAAACUCAAAAUCCACUAUGAAAAAUAUCACAAUCAACCAGCAUCCAAUAUGUUCCCUCCUUCUCUAACAAACUUCUCCCCAAGUAAAGAAACAGAGCCAAUAGCUGAAUGCAGUGCCAGUAGUUUAUCAAGUGCGCUGGUGGUACAUGAGGUCAGUGACUUUGACCUUGCUCUCUCCCAGUUUCCUGUUAAUAAGACAGAAAAACACACAGUGUUUAAGUGUCAGCUCUGCAAAUACUUUUGCUCCACCAGGAAGGGUAUUGCCCGUCACUACCGAAUCAAACACAACAACGUCCGUGCCCAGCCAGAGGGGAAAAACAAUGUCUUUAAAUGUGCUCUGUGUUCGUACACAAAUCCCAUACGCAAAGGUCUGGCAGCACACUACCAGAAGCGUCAUGACAUCGAUGCUUAUUACACCCACUGUUUGGCUGCUUCCAAGACUUUGAGUGACAAGCCUACUAAAGUGACAGCACCCCUGUCAUCUGGAGGAGACAGCUCAGAGAUGAAUGAAGACUUGCGUUUGGCUGUGGAAAGGAGAAAGUGUUCUCUUUGCUCUUUCCAGGCCUUCAGCAGAAAAAGCAUUGUCUCACACUACAUUAAACGUCACCCAGGUGUCUUUCCCAAGAAGCAACAUGGUAGCAAGCUUGGUCGCUACUUCACCAUGAUCUAUGGCAAAGAACCAGAGACCAUCAGUGCAUCGGUAGAGGAAGAUAGGGAUACCCCAGAGGUCCAACUUAAGUCUGAACAGGACAGAGAAGUUGAAUGGCUUCCAUUCAAGUGUUUAAAAUGCUUCCAGUUGUAUUUUAGCACAGUGGAGCUGCUGUCUAUGCACUACAAUGACCACCAUAGCAAUGACCUUAAGAGAGACUUUGUGGUUUCUCCCGGUACUGGAGAGGAUGGGUCAGAGUUGUAUCAGUGUUCUCACUGUGAGCUUAGGUUCUUGGCACUACCAAUCCUGGCCAAACAUCUGAUGAACCAUAAUGACGAGUUUCAGAAGAGAGCAAUGAGGCAGGAAAGGAGGCGGCAGCUUCUCACCAAGCAGAAGGCCACAGAGCUACCAGAAACCAAGCUAGAGAAGGAGAACCCUGGAAAUAAAGCCCCCAUAGGCUUUAGGUGUAACUUCUGCUUGGAGGUACAUCCCACCCUUCGAGCCAUCUGCAACCACCUUAGGAAGCAUGUCCAGUAUGGAGAGGUCAAAGAAGGACAUGUAAAGCAGGAAGACAGCGAGGUGCCCUUGUCCCUCCCCUCAGAGAGCAGUGUGAAUGGUGAACUUGAAGGAGAAGAGGCAGCUGCUGCUGAAGCUGACUGCAUGGAGACCACCGCUACUACGAUGGGUCCAGCAGCGGUCUCCACUCACACAGUAGAUGGCCAAGUGUCCAUGGAGACAACGGGAGCACGGACGGACAGCGGGGGUGGCAGAGCAGCGGCUCUUGUUGCUGCAGCAAAAGCAGUUAUCUUAGGGAAACAGCGUUUAGCAGCAGGUGGUCACCCAUGUGCCCAGUGUGACAGGGUCUUCAUGUCCAUGCAAGGCUUAAGAUCUCAUGAGAGAAGUCACUCAGCCAUGGCCCUGUUCAGUAGAGAGGACAAAUACAACUGCCAGUAUUGCCAGUUUGCCUCACCGUUCAGACACAAUCUGGACAGACAUGUGCAAUCUCAUCAUGGCCACCACAAGCCUUUCAGAUGCAAGUUCUGCCCUUUUAAAUCUUCCUACUUGAGUCGCUUGAAGAGCCACCUGCAUAAAGCUCAUGCAGGUAAACAACACACAUACAAGUGCUUGUCAUGCCCUUUCUCCUCUAUGACCAUCAGCCAGCUGAAGGAGCACUCUCUGAGAGACCAUGGCGAGACCCUUACACUCCCCAAACUCCGGGCUGCCACCCAGCCUGUUCAUGCCACACUCAGGCCCUUGAAGCCAGCCAGCGACACAGAGCAGACUCCUUCAGCCCCAGAUGAUCCAGCAUACGUGGAGCCAGCGGACGUUCGUCAGCAGCUUAGCCAUUACCAGUUGGCCUCCCGUAGUCAGUUGUCUUCCGGUCUAACACCUGGCUGCUCGCUAGUCCCUGGCAGUCGGCCAGACGGCAUCCUCACUUGUGAGUUCUGUGAAUUCAGUUCUGGCUACAUGCAGAGCCUCCGCCGGCACUACAGGGACCGCCAUGGUGGCAAGAAGCUCUUCAAGUGCAAAGACUGCUCCUUUUUCACAUGCUACAAGAAUACCUUCACCAUGCAUGUGGAGGCAGGUCAUACCGUCAGUGCCCCCGAAGAGGGUCCUAAAGACUUACGCUGCCCUCUCUGUCUGUACCACACCAAACACAAGAGCAAUAUGAUUGACCACAUUGUCCUGCAUAGAGAGGAACGUGUGGUGCCACUUGAAGUGAACCGUUCCAAGCUAUCACGCUAUCUUGAGGGCUUAGUGUUCCGCUGCCACAAAUGCACCUUUACAUGCUCCAGCGACCAGGCCCUGCAGCAGCACCUACAGAAACAUGCUGAACUCAAACCCUAUCAGUGCCAGCUCUGCUAUUAUGACAGCAGUCGACGGAGCCAGCUUGAGGAGCAUCUCCGCCUUGAGCAUAAGGUUAUCCGAAACUUUGAGCUGAUGGGCCGGGUCAACCUGGACCAGUUGGAGAUGAUGAAAGAACAUGAGAGCAGCGCAGAGGAAGAGGAGGAGAGAGAUAUGAUUGACAUUGUAGCCGAUGGACAAGCACCCACGGAUGAAGAAGACGAAGGAAUGGAAAUGGUGGAAAAUGAAGUCCAGGAUAAAAGAGAUAAUGAUGACGAAGAUAUGGAGGAAGGUAUUAAAAAUGAAGAUAUGGAAGAAGAAGAGGAUGAAAAAAAAGCUGAGGUGGUGGAGGCAGAGAAGCCUGCCCCACAAGAAGUCCUUCCAUCUCCCAGCAGUAGCACCAAUGGCCCAAGCAGCGUAGAAAAGCGUCUGCCUUGUGAGUUUUGUGGUCGCUGCUUCACUAACAGCACAGAGUGGGAACGACAUGUCCUUCGUCAUGGCAUGACGGUUAAUAACAGCCGUGUGGACAGCAGCACAACCACAGGAGUAGAGCCUUCAGUUCCGCCUCCCAUAGUCUCAAACGUCAUGAUGGACACGGGAUCGGAGCUGUCAAGCAACAGCACAGAGGGAGGAUACCCCAGUGGCCUGUCACAGAGAAGUCAGAAUUUGUUUGCGGAACACAAAGAAUUGCUCGAGACCAAAAAAGAUUAAAAGUUUGCCUGAAAGGUGGCCCAUCAGGAUAUUGUUCCAUUUUUGGUUUGAUUAAUUCUGAGUUAGGUUUUUAAGUAGGAUGUGAGAGGACGGAUGGAAAUUGAGAUAUAAAAACUCAAGCAAACACUCGUGUUUUGGCCCAUUCUUAGAUUUGUGUUACAUAUUAGAAGCGUUAGGUUGUGCUGCAUCCUACUUGAUAGAAAAUGGCUGAGCUUUUAAAAUUGGUGGUCCCCUUGGACAUAUAUCUUUAUAUAUUGGUAACCAAUAGUGAACAGCACUCUUAGUGCUGACAUUCUGGUCAGAUCCUCAAUGGAUGAUCCCACACAGACUAAUCUUAACUUAUUUAUCAAGAAUAUUCUCCAAAUUGAUUAAAAAAUGUAAGCAUUUAUUUUUAAAGCACCUUUCAAUACCCUCUGCAUAGCUAAACAUGGGGUACCCUUACAUGAAAGGAAGUGAAGGCCGGUGAAAGCAUUUACAUCCCCUCCCACUGUAGAGCUACCUGUUAUUUGUUUUUUUUUAUUGAAUGG